Tetrahymena thermophila SB210 is the source of this 1305-nucleotide messenger RNA. RefSeq names its product adenylate kinase. Gene Ontology annotation, biological process: nucleobase-containing compound metabolic process. The transcript has 3 exons. The record is from RefSeq and is a predicted model, not a curated record. Lineage: Eukaryota; Ciliophora; Oligohymenophorea; Hymenostomatida; Tetrahymenidae. Gene Ontology annotation, cellular component: cytoplasm. Gene Ontology annotation, molecular function: ATP binding; AMP kinase activity.
AUGGAUUAAAAUGAAAAAGUGAGCUAUGAAAAGCUUAUUUAGUAGUAUAUUGAGGACUAAAAGUUGCCAGAUUUGUUUGAAUCAUAUACAAAGUAGUUAAUUUUAAACCAACCAGCAGAUCCAAUCCAAUUUUUAAUUGAUCACAUAUCUUCUAAACGUAGCUAAAGAUUAAUAUUUUUUACAGGUUCCACUAAAGAAAAAAGAAAAGAAGUAGUUGAUUAAAUAGCAAAUGCAUUCAACUAUGAAGUCAUCAAUCUAGAAGAUGAUGAAUAAUUGAAAUCUAAGAAAAGUGAAAUAGUAAAUUAAAAUGUUAAAACCUUAAUCUCUAAGGUUGAAAAACAUUUUAGAGGAGUGAUUGUAAAUGGAUACCCUUAUGAUUUUGAGACAGCAAUAUUUGCUCAGUAAAAUGGAAUAAUACCAGAUAGAAUUUUUGUUUUUAACAGCUCGUAAGAUGAUUUAAAAGCUCACUAUAGCUAAGUUUAUAAGGAUAAUCUCGAAUUAGUAGAAAGAGCUAUCACAAGAGAUAGUCUUAAUUAAAAGGAAAUCAGAUAAAUGUAUAAUGGAUUCCAUGACUACUUCAACGUAUCUAAUAUAACUAAAUAAGAAUUAACUGAAAACAUCAAGUCUAUUCUCAAACUAAAAGAUAAAAGGAUAGUUCCAUUAAGAUCUCCUAGAGUUUUAAUUAUAAGACCUCCUCACCUUCGUCAAAGAGCCCAUUAAUUAUAUUAAUAAAUAGCUCAAAAAUAUGGAUUUAAUGCUGUUUCUAUUUAUGAAUUACUUGACAAGCACAUCUAAUAAAAAACUCAUAUUGGAAAAUUUGUCUAUCAAGCAAUGAAAAAUCAUUCUAAAAUACCUGAUGAAAUUAUUAUCGGAUUGUUAAGGGCUUAGAUAUUAAACACAUCUUCAAAGCAAAGAGGUUAUGUUGUUGAGGGAUUCCCAAAAUGUUAAAGUUAACUAAAGUCCAUUCAAAAUUAUGCUAUAAACCCCCACUUUAUAAUUAUAUUAGACGAUGAAGAUGAAAAUUUACUGAACUAAUAUAAAUUAUUAAAGGUGGAUCCUGAAACUGGCCGCUAUUAUGAAGCAAACGACUCUUCAUUAACAAAUUAAGUUAGUCACAGGUUAAAAGCAUAAUAAAAAUAAGACUAAUAGUGGAUAGAUGAAAUUGUGAGUUAUAAAGAACUAAUCGGUGAAGCAGAGAAGUAAUUUGGAGAAAUAGCAUAAAGAUAUAAAUUAAAUGUCGAUUCUAAUGAGAAAAUUAUUAAAUCUGUGGAUGUUUUCUUAAAUAACCCUAAAAUAUAUUCUUGA